This is a messenger RNA of Trichomycterus rosablanca, 2642 nucleotides long. RefSeq names its product protein kinase C beta type. Lineage: Eukaryota; Metazoa; Chordata; Actinopteri; Siluriformes; Trichomycteridae. The record is from RefSeq and is a predicted model, not a curated record. Gene Ontology annotation, biological process: intracellular signal transduction; peptidyl-serine phosphorylation. Gene Ontology annotation, molecular function: ATP binding; diacylglycerol-dependent serine/threonine kinase activity; zinc ion binding. Bases 243 to 2273 code for a protein of 676 amino acids. Gene Ontology annotation, cellular component: nucleus; cytoplasm. The transcript has 17 exons.
AAGCUGAGCGCUCAUCACACACACACUCCCCGCUCAGUCGCUCUUACACUCCGCUGCAGCGCUCGCCUGCCCACUCCGUCACUCACUCACUCAGCCAGUGUGUGUGUGUGUGUGUGUGUGUGUGGUUUGAGCAUCUGUGUUUCAGUUCUCUCCAGUUCUCCCCCGGCUCUGUCAGAGGUUCUCGGGGUACCUGCAGUAGUUCCAGUAUUUAGUCCUGGUCUUUUGGUCCUGUUCUUCUGACGAUGGCAGACGGAGCUCAGUGUGGCAGUGGCAGUGGCAGUGGCAGUGAUGGUGAAGAGAAGGGAGUGCGCACGCGUGGGUUUGCACGGCAGGGGGCGCUCCGUCAGAAGAACGUUCACGAGGUGAAGGACCACAAGUUCAUCGCUCGCUUCUUCAAACAGCCGACGUUCUGCAGCCACUGCACCGACUUCAUCUGGGGCUUCGGGAAACAGGGCUUCCAGUGUCAAGUCUGCUGUUUUGUGGUACAUAAACGCUGCCAUGAGUUUGUUACGUUCUCCUGUCCUGGAGCAGAUAAAGGACCGGCGUCAGAUGACCCGCGCAGUAAACACAAGUUUAAAGUUCACACCUACUCCAGCCCCACCUUCUGUGAUCACUGUGGAUCGCUGCUGUACGGCCUCAUACACCAGGGCAUGAGAUGUGAACACUGUAUGAUGAACAUACAUAAGCGAUGCGUCGCUAACGUCCCGAGUCUGUGUGGAACCGAUCACACCGAGUGCCGCGGCCGGAUCCAGAUCGCCGCCAACAUCAAGAGCAGCGUCCUGACCGUGUGCAUUAAGGAGGGGAGGAACCUGGUUCCCAUGGAUCCCAACGGCCUGUCUGAUCCGUAUGUGAAGCUCAAACUCAUUCCUGAUCCCAAAAGUGAGAGCAAACAGAAGACCAAGACCAUAAAGUGCUGCCUGAACCCCACAUGGAACGAGACCUUCACAUUUAAUCUGAAGGACUCUGAUAAGGAUCGGAGGUUAUCGGUGGAAAUGUGGGACUGGGAUUUAACCAGCAGGAAUGAUUUUAUGGGAUCACUCUCAUUCGGCAUCUCAGAACUACAGAAACAGAGUGUGGAUGGCUGGUUUAAGCUGCUGAGUCAGGAGGAGGGCGAGUACUUUAAUGUACCUGUAGCUCCUGAAGGAGAAGAAGGAAAUGAAGAGUUACGUCAGAAGCUGGAGAAAGCUAAAAUUGCUUCCGUCUCUAAGAAGACAGAAUCUUCAGUGUCUAAACUGGACAGUAACGGAAACAAAGACCGAAUGAAGCUCUCUGACUUCAACUUCCUCAUGGUGCUGGGGAAAGGAAGCUUUGGCAAGGUGAUGCUGGCUGAAACGAAAGGAUCGGACGAGUUGUUUGCGAUUAAGGUGCUGAAGAAGGACGUGGUGAUACAGGAUGAUGAUGUGGAGUGUACCAUGGUGGAGAAGAGGGUGCUGGCACUUUCAGGAAAACCUCCGUUCCUCACCCAGCUACAUUCCUGCUUCCAGACCAUGGACCGCCUGUACUUUGUGAUGGAGUACAUUAAUGGAGGAGAUCUGAUGUACCAGAUCCAGCAGGUUGGAAAGUUCAAAGAACCACAUGCAGUGUUCUACGCUGCAGAGAUUGCUAUAGGAUUGUUCUUCUUGCACGUGAAGGGCAUCAUUUACAGAGAUCUGAAGUUGGAUAAUGUGAUGCUGGACUGUGAAGGUCACAUUAAGAUAGCAGAUUUUGGGAUGUGUAAGGAGAACAUGUUAGAGGGAGUCACAACCAAAACCUUCUGUGGAACUCCGGAUUACAUCGCUCCUGAGAUCAUUGCGUAUCAGCCGUAUGGGAAGUCGGUGGACUGGUGGGCGUUUGGGGUGCUGCUAUAUGAAAUGCUAGCUGGACAGCCCCCGUUUGAUGGUGAGGACGAGGACGAGCUCUUCCAGUCCAUCAUGGAGCAUCACGUCUCGUAUCCCAAAUCCAUGUCUAAAGAGGCAGUGGCGAUCUGUAAAGGGUUGAUGACGAAGCACCCUGGGAAGCGUUUGGGCUGCGGGCCUGAGGGAGAGCGGGAUAUACGAGAGCACGGGUUCUUCCGCUACAUGGACUGGGAGAAACUGGAGAACAAAGAGGUUCAACCUCCAUUCAAACCUAAAGCUUGCGGCCGGGAGGCGGAGAAUUUCGAUCGUUUUUUCACGCGUCACCCUCCGGUGCUCACUCCGCCCGACCAGGAAGUCAUCAUGAACCUGGACCAGGACGAGUUCCAGGGUUUCUCCUUCAUUAACCCCGAGUUCCCCAACACCAGCGCUCAGAGUUAAUCUCACAAUAACUGAUUAACAAACCCCGCCCCCUUCCCUCCAUCCCGCCGUUACAGCCAAUCAUCUCUCGCUUCCCCUGGUGCACGCCCCACCCUGCCCCCUGCAGGUCACAUGGCUGAAGUGCAUAUGAGCAAAUCCCAUUAUCCGAUCCCCCAGCUAAUCAGAUGCAUGCUAAGCUCUGGAGCUAAAGCUAGUUAGCGAGUUAGCCUGAUGCUUGUACGCCCCCUACAGGGCAGCUGGCUGAAGUGCGUCGCCGCAGUUAAUCUAAUAUAAACGUUAAUGUGCUGCAUGAGAAACGAUCGUCAUGAGAAACCACAUUUAAUAUUUAGGUUCAUUAUUCAGGUGUGAGCGUCAGUCCUGCUGUUAGAG